AUGGAAAAGAAACUUCAUGCAAAAGAUGAAGUCAUUGAAGCAAAAGACAAAAGCAUUCAGAAAAGAAUACCACGUUCGGUACCAAAAGGAAAGGAAAAGAACUAUAAGUAUAUGAUUUAUACUGAAGAGAUGGAAAAUGAAGAAGACAGAGAUAUGGUUAUGUUGCAUUUAGUCAGAAGAAACAACAAAAGCUUUUACGACCUUGCUAAGAUUUACAAAUCUGACAGAAAUUGGUUCUAUCGCGAAAACUUACCGAUUUCAAUGACACCGAAUGAAGAUGUGAAACAAAUAGUUCAAGAUACGUUACCUCAAACACACUAUGAUAUGAAAGGUUGUACAAUUCUUACCUUCAAAGAAGACUUACCGCUACUGAAAGAAAAAAUAACAGAGUAUUUUGACAACUUCAAACAAGCAGAGUAA
Molecule: messenger RNA, 420 nt
Organism: Trichomonas vaginalis G3
Lineage: Eukaryota; Parabasalia; Trichomonadida; Trichomonadidae
Exons: 1
Coding region: 1-420 (139 amino acids)
Source: RefSeq, a predicted model, not a curated record